AUGACGCACACCGAACACCCUAUCGAUACGCCGCCCCGUGCGCCCUCUCCCGUGCACCAGUUCGGCACCUUGGCCGUCCACGCAGGCUCUCCUCACGACCCCGUCACCGGCGCUGUCAUUGCUCCUAUUUCCCUCUCCACCACCUUCGCCCAGACGUCGGUUGGCAAGCCCGUUGGCGAGUAUGAAUACACCAGGAGCUCGAACCCGAACAGGGAUAACUUCGAGAAAGCUAUCGCCGCCCUUGAGCACGCCCGCUACGCCCUUGCCUUCUCCUCGGGCUCAACCACCACCGCCAUCAUUCUGCAAUCUCUCGCCGCAGGCUCGCACGUCGUCUCUGUUUCUGACGUCUAUGGCGGAACUCACCGCUACUUCACCAAGGUCGCCGCCGCACAUGGCGUUCACGUCACAUUCUCUCCGUCGAUUGAGCUGGACAUCGAGGACCUGAUCCGUCCCAACGAGACAAAGCUGAUCUGGAUCGAGUCGCCCAGCAAUCCUACGCUGAGCCUGGUGGAUAUCCGCGCUGUUGCUACCGUUGCACACAAGCAUGGCAUCCUGGUCGUUGUGGACAACACCUUCCUCUCUCCCUACGUCCAGAACCCUCUGGACCACGGUGCCGACAUUGUUGUGCACAGCGUGACAAAGUACAUCAACGGCCACUCGGACGUGCUGAUGGGCGCCUGCGCUUUCAACUCGGACGCGCUGUUCGAGCGGCUGUCCUUCCUGCAGAACGCCAUCGGCGGCGUCCCCAGCCCCUUCGACUGCUGGCUCGCCCACCGUGGUCUCAAGACGCUGCACUUGCGCGCCAGGGAGGCCACAACUAACGCAACCCAGAUCGCCCACGCUCUUGAAGCCUCGCCACAUGUCAUCGCUGUCAACUACCCCGGCCUCGCUUCGCAUCCUCAGCACCACAUCACGGCUAAGCAGCACCGCAACGGCAUGGGCGGCGGCAUGCUUUCUUUCCGCAUCAAGGGCGGCAAGGAUGCCGCUGAGCGCUUCUGCCAGGCCACCAAGAUCUUCACCCUCGCCGAGUCUCUGGGAGGCGUCGAGUCGUUGGUUGAGGUGCCCGGCAGCAUGACGCACGCAGGCAUCCCCAAGGAGCAGCGUGAGGCUGCUGGCGUCUUUGACGACCUCGUCAGGGUCAGCUGUGGUAUUGAGGAUGGAGAGGACUUGAAGAGGGAUGUUUUGCAGGCGGUGGAGAAAGCCGCGGUUGGCGGCAAGCUCAACAACGGCACGGGUGUCUCCAAUGGUUCUGCUUAA
Molecule: messenger RNA, 1257 nt
Organism: Diplodia corticola
Lineage: Eukaryota; Fungi; Ascomycota; Dothideomycetes; Botryosphaeriales; Botryosphaeriaceae
Product: cystathionine gamma-lyase
Exons: 3
Coding region: 1-1257 (418 amino acids)
Biological process (GO): transsulfuration
Cellular component (GO): cytoplasm
Molecular function (GO): pyridoxal phosphate binding; cystathionine gamma-lyase activity
Source: RefSeq, a predicted model, not a curated record